Molecule: messenger RNA, 765 nt
Organism: Candidozyma pseudohaemuli
Lineage: Eukaryota; Fungi; Ascomycota; Pichiomycetes; Serinales; Metschnikowiaceae
Exons: 1
Coding region: 1-765 (254 amino acids)
Source: RefSeq, a predicted model, not a curated record
AUGGGCGGCUCAGCAUCAAAACCUGCUAGAAAGCUCACCAAAAACAUCGUCAACACAGACAAGAUCACGCGGAGCUCCAGGGCCCAUCUUCCCCCUCAGGCACUCAAGGAGCAAUUCGAGAAGUCAGCAGCAGCUCAAGCUGAGGCCCAAGAAGCGCCUAAAUCGAAUGACCAAAAGCAAAAUGAAGAAUCUCAAAACAAAAAUCAACAAGUGGCCCCUCAGCAACACAGAUUCCAGAGUCCUGCUGGCAAUAAUCCCCCAGGCAAGGAUGGAAUGGACCCCACGGCUGACCAGGCGUUUAUAGAUUCCAUCAGCAAGCUAGGGCGCCAGAUCCAGAGCGAAGACGUGAAACAGCCCAAUCAGCAGCUCGAUGUCAGGGCGUUGAAGCAGCUUCUCAACAGAAAAGCUCUCUACGAGAAGGGCCAGAAAGAAGUCAAGGACCAGCUUGACUCGCUGCUGACCCACCAGCGCACAAUGAUCCACCCCAAGACGCUUCUGGCGAUUUUGAAUGCAUACCACGACGAAGGCGUGACCAACGAGACGGUGCUCAAAGACUACGAGUUGAGCGCUGACUUUCUCCAGAACCUCAAUCGGUUCAAGGUGGCUCAGAACAUUGUUCCGCUCCAGGAGGACACCAAGGAGGACGAGGUGGGGCCUCGAACGGAGAAGGACCGUGUGCGUGUGCACGAGACCGACGAGGAGCACGGCAUUGAUGGGGAUGUUGGAAAGGAGCGUUUGAAGGAGUUGCGGAAGCGUCUCGAGUGA